AACUUGAAGGAAUAAUGGGUUCCAAUAUUCUGAGGCAUUUGGCACUGUUCUCUCUCUCAACCUUCUUCUUCCUAUGCUCAGGUUCAAGUUUUGCAGAGAAACCACCCUUACAAGAAGCAAAUAAAGAAGACAUACCUCUGCAGAGUGAAGAAGAUAGAGCACCCUUCUCUCCUUCUGUGCAUUUCACUCAAUUGGAUAACAUCCCUAUUGUUAACCCAACAACAACAGGAACAACUCCAACUCCUGUAGUAAAUCCAACUUCCACACCCGUUCCAAACUCAGUAGACCCCAAUGCCAACCCCACCACAGGGCCUGGAAACUCAGGUGGAGGAUCAUGGUGUAUUGCAAGCUCUACAGCUUCCCCAACUGCUCUGCAGGUGGCUCUUGACUAUGCCUGUGGCUAUGGCGGGGCAGAUUGCUCGGCACUUCAGCCGGGUGGGAGCUGCUAUCAACCAAACACUGUAAAGGACCAUGCUUCUUAUGCCUUCAAUGACUAUUACCAGAAGAAUCCAGCGGCUACUAGCUGUGUUUUUGGAGGAACAGCUCAACUCAUCAAUACAGACCCAAGUAACGGUAACUGUCAUUAUGCAACACCCAGAGCCAUACCAAGCCCCACUCCACCAGCCAUCCCAACACCAACGCCGCCGGCGCCUGCAAUCCCAACACCAACACCACCGGCCACCACAAUCCCAACACCGACACCACCAACCAUGACAAACCCGACUAUGGACACGCCCACAGAUUCGUCUAUUUAUGGUGCAGAACCAUCAGGCAUGCCCAGCUCAGCCACUUCAAUAACAAACCGAUCGCUGCUGCUCUUGGCCAUGACUUGCCUUUUGGGUUUGCUUGUGGCAAAUCGUCUGUAAGCAGAAGAAAUCUCACUUCUUCUCUCCACAGUGAGAUGGCAACCGCUUAUUUGCUGCACAUUUUUGCAUUGUUAGACACCAAUACGAUAAAAAGAGAUUAUACAGCAAGCUAUUGCUGUAAUACAUGAAAUUAUGCAUUAGAAAACUAAGAAGUCCACAAGAACAUACAUCAGUAGAUUAAAGAAACACAUAGGUUAUUUGCUAGCUAUACAAUAUUUUACAUUGUUAGAGAAUAAAAGGAUAUAGUAGAUAAGUCAAUUCCAUUUUGGAAGCUUUUUAGCCAAUAAAAGGAUAUAGAUAAGUCAAUUCCAUUUGGAAGCUUUUAGGUUGGUUUUCCAGGGAAGAGGCAUUGUACUCGGGCUUCGGCAUGCACAUGAGUUGAUUCAGUUUUAUCUAUGAAAGACAACUUUGUCGAAUUUAAGAUUGUUCGGUAUGUAAUCUACAAAUUAUACAACAAAAAGUUGAUGAUAGAAGGUACGUUUCACAAACUUGCAUAUAGACUAAAAACGAUAUUAUUAAAGAAGGAAAAAUAAUAAUAAUUAUCUAGAUUCGAUCCCAUGUGAUCACAAAUAUGAGGCGGAUGAUGAUUGAGAUCAAAAUCUAAAUAUUUAUCCAAACACCUAGACAACAAAUGUGACAGUGACACACUCGUGAUUGGAAGUUAGAAGUCAACCUUCAGAUCAUCCCCUCCCACAUAACAU
This is a messenger RNA of Momordica charantia (bitter melon), 1567 nucleotides long. RefSeq lists its product as uncharacterized. NCBI's taxonomy places the organism in Eukaryota, Viridiplantae, Streptophyta, Magnoliopsida, Cucurbitales, Cucurbitaceae. The record is from RefSeq and is a predicted model, not a curated record.